This is a messenger RNA of Dermatophagoides pteronyssinus (European house dust mite), 1357 nucleotides long. It is a transcript of the gene Rift, whose product is annotated as Riboflavin transporter. Gene Ontology annotation, biological process: riboflavin transport. NCBI's taxonomy places the organism in Eukaryota, Metazoa, Arthropoda, Arachnida, Sarcoptiformes, Pyroglyphidae. Gene Ontology annotation, cellular component: plasma membrane. Gene Ontology annotation, molecular function: riboflavin transmembrane transporter activity. The record is from RefSeq and is a predicted model, not a curated record.
CAUGUUAACCAUGUGAUGAUUAACAGCUAAUUAGCUUAAUUAAUUAAUUAAUUAGUCAAAAAACAUCAAAAAAAACUCUUUCAAAUUCUUUGUUUUUCAAACAAAAAAAAACAUUCGAAAUUCGAACGAAAAUGGUUCGUCGUCAUCAUCAACAACCGCAUCGAUCAUUAUCGUUUGCAAUGACCGAUACUAUCGAUACUAAACCAAAAGCAAUCGUUCGAAUAUCCAUUCUUGCAUUAUUAUUUGGUACAGGAUCAUGGAUUGCAUUAACUGGUUUAUGGUUAGAAAUGCCAUUGUUAUUACAACAAUUACCUGAACAAUGGCGUUUAGCAUCUUAUCUGAAUAUAAUGAUACAAUUAGCCAAUAUUGGACCAUUAUUAUAUUGGCUAUUAAAACGUUAUCGUUUUGUUAAUGAUAUUUCAGCAACACAUAUACAAAUGUUAAUCGGGUUAAUAUCCUGUAUAAUGUUAAUCGGUUAUUGGCGUAAAACUUUUUGGAUUUUUGGCCAUGAACAUUCAGUAAUCCUGUUGAUAUUUACCUUUGGUUUGGCAUUGGUUGAUUGUACAUCAUCGGUAACAUUUUUACCAUUUAUGGCACGUUUUGAUUCCAAUUUUAUGACACCAUAUCUUUUCGGUGAAGGUUUAAGUGGUUUUAUACCGAGUUUAGUUGUAUUGAUACAAGGUGUUGGUCAACAAACAACAACAACAAAAUGUAAGUCAUCUAUGACCGAUAAUUUGUUCGAAUAUCAAAAUUUUUCAACGGAAGAAACAAUCGAAACAACAAACAUCAUCGAUACUAUCGAUAUUAUUGACAAUAACAAAAACAAAUUGAUUGAGCCAAAAUUUUCUGUCGAAAUAUUUUUCACAUCAUUAUUCAUUACAUUGAUUAUCAGCUAUUUAGCAUUUAUUUUAUUAGAAUUUGCAUCAUUUACUCGAUGUGAACAACAACGUAUAAAACGUUUAAAUCGUUUUAAUCGUACAUUAUUGUUAAAUAAUAAUAUUGAUGAUGAUGAUGAUGAUGAUGAUGAUCUAAAUCUGGAUCUAAAUGAAACAGCAAAUCAACAACAACAACAACAACAAACUAUCGAUAAUCAUGAUAAUAAACAACAAAAAUCAUCAACAACAAAAACAACAACAAAAAAUGAAAUUAAUCAUACAAUCUAUUUCUAUCUAUUAGGUUUGAUGUUUUGGAAUAGUUUUACAACAUUUGGUUUUAUGCCACCAUUAUAGCCAUUUUCAGCAAUGCCAUACAGUGCUGAUACAUUACAUUUUGUUGUAAUAUUAACAUCCCUAUCAUAUCCGAUUGGUUGUUUUUUAGCAAUGUUAUUUGAAUAUCGUUCCAUUCGAAUGAUAACAAU